AUUUUUAGAUACAUGUAUAUUUAAAUUUUCUAAUGUCAUAUCCACCAGUGAAAUUUCGAUGGUGUAAACCGCUCACGCGUCUCGCCAGAAGCUUCCGACGAGUUCAAAAGGAUUCACCAAUUGUGGUUGAGCUGUUCAUUGCAGUUUUUAUUUUAUGCAUUCUCCUAAUAGCUGAUAUAUUAUGGCUGGGAGCAACACAUAGGCAUGAAAUAAAACUUAUGAAGGAAUCACAUUCACAUGAUGUUGAUAAAUUUCGAAAACAGUUCGACGCUCAGAUUCACCAAGUAGAUGCCCAACACGUUAUAAAAGAAAAAGACAAACUUGAGGAACACAACAAAGACGUCGAUCGCAUGAAAAUUCGGCACCAACAAGAAUUAGAAAGGAAAAUAAAUGCUAUCCAACAAGAACUUAACGGACUUAUGGCUCUUUCUAAAACGUACUGGGAACAACACGCAAUAAAUCAUGAUAAAGGUUUAUCAAAUGAUAAACAUAGGUAGUACUCACUGUGAUAAAAUCCACAACAAUAGCCGCAAAUGAGUAUUUAUUCCUGCUUGAGAUUAAGUAUUCAGAGAGUUAUCGCUGAAAUGAUAUUAAGAGAUAAAUAUUUCAGUGAUUAGAUGCCCGAAUUUAUAAAAUAUUGAAAUUUGAAAAUACUCCCACCUGAGAUUAGAACAUUAUAAAGAAGUUUGUAUUCUAUAUACCGUAUUUUUUAUAAUAAAAGUAUGUACGCGAAUGCAUUAAAACACGAUUUAUCAAUUUUCACAGUUGCUAUUUUAGAUUUUUUUUCGUCUUUUUUCUAAAAAUUGACGUCCAAAUGUUUAAUGGCGGUACAGUUUUAUGACGAUAACUUUUAUGACUACCUAAUUACGGCGUUUGCUAAAUAGUUUUACAAAUAUGUACUGUUGUAUUUUUGCUUUGUGCAUAUACAAUAAAUAAUGCGAAAUUUGUGUUUCGAAAUUACUCCAACCCAA
Molecule: messenger RNA, 971 nt
Organism: Styela clava
Lineage: Eukaryota; Metazoa; Chordata; Ascidiacea; Stolidobranchia; Styelidae
Source: RefSeq, a predicted model, not a curated record